This is a messenger RNA of Chaetomium fimeti, 1093 nucleotides long. RefSeq lists its product as uncharacterized. The coding region runs from base 269 to 928 and encodes 219 amino acids. The transcript has a single exon. The record is from RefSeq and is a predicted model, not a curated record. NCBI's taxonomy places the organism in Eukaryota, Fungi, Ascomycota, Sordariomycetes, Sordariales, Chaetomiaceae.
AUGUCGGCACAAGCUCGACCUUUCGCUGGGGAACGCUGAUGCUACCGAGCAGUACCAUAAACCACGACCUAUUUUCGCACACCAACACCACACAGAUUUCAUGCCGGUAUCCUGUCGCGACAGUGCUGUCCCGCUUGCGCCGGAGUGACGCGCGGCCUUGUUGCGGCGCGUCUGGCGGGCUCAGGCAGCCCGUUGCCACAACGCAUUCCGACGCCGCAGCAUCAAACCAACAGCAAAUACCGUUUUCGGAAUACGACGAUACCGAGGUAUGGAUGACAAACUUGCAGCAAUUCUACCGCGAAUGAUUCGAAAUUUUGCAGCUUGGCUCUCAGGCCGAGUACCGGCGCAUACAAUCAAUUGUGUUCGGAAGGCCCGCCUUGGUUGCAAGCCGUUCGAAGGCCCAAACCCACCAAGCUGCGAGUGUUGUCCGAGGCAACUUCCUGCACAGCACAAGCAGCCAAGACCUGCCCCUUACCCGACCCUCACAUUUCUGGCAUCAAAAGGCAAGGAACCCUCGAUCUCUCUGAGCGCGCAAAGGAAAGCACCCAUCACAAUGGCGCACCCGGGGCCCCACGGCUUGGCGCGAAAACGGAAAUAUCGAGCGCAUUUCAUGGCCUUUGGCAUGUUGGGCGUCUCAGUAACCGGGCGCAUGGCAACCGUGCCCGUCUUCAGGGGGUGGAAGGGCCUCGAGCGCCGCUCCCAAGAUGAACGGGAAGUAUCUGUACUUGGAACGGGGCGGAAAUGGGGUGUGCCCCGUGCAGGUCUGUGGCCCGUGUGGCUUCAGGUUCGUCCAACCCGAUGCACAACACUUCCCGUCCAACACCCAGCCUUGUCUGUGAGUCAUCUUCGGCCCUCACACAUAAAUUCUUGUUUUGAGCAAUCAAAGCACAAAGAUGCAUCGCCGCCGAUAAGCGCGAGCGCUUCGUAAAGGCGAGGGUUCAAACCUCGCUCUCCUCCGUCGCGGUUUGCCGGACCGCGAGGAGGGGGGAAGGCGGGCGCAGGCGAUUGCGCGAUUGCCACAGCGGGCUGGCUGGGUUGACGGUCGGCCGCUCCCUCCCUCCUGCCCAACCGUGCCAACCCGCACGCACACUCU